AUGCCGCUCACCACCAAGCUCACGCAACGCCUCGGCAUCCAGCACCCAAUCAUUCAAGGUGGCAUGCACUAUGUGGGCUACGCGCCCCUCGCGGCCGCCGUGUCUAAUGCCGGCGCCAUCGGUGUCAUUACGGCGUUGACGCAGCCGAAUGCCGAGGCGUUGAGGAGCGAGAUUCAGAAGACGCGCUCGCUGCUUCGAUCACCCGACACGCCGAUCGGAGUGAACCUGACUGUACUGCCACAGCUCAACUCGCCCGACUACCCGGCAAUCGUCCAGGUGCUGCUCGACGAGAAGGUGCCGAUGGUCGAGACUGCGGGAUCGCCAAAGUGCGCCGAGCUGUGGGAGCUGCUCAAGGCGGGCAAUCCAGACGUGUGCAUCAUCCACAAGUGCACCACCAUUCGCCACGCGCUCAAGGCGCAGGCGAUGGGCUGCGACAUGAUCUCGCUGGACGGGUUCGACUGCGCCGGCCACCCAGGCGAGACAGACGUCGGCAACUUCCUCCUGCAGCCGAUCGCCGCGCGCAAGCUCUCGGUCCCGUAUGUGACGAGCGGCGGUGUGGGGGACGGCAAGCAGCUGGCGGCCUGCCUCGCAAUGGGUGCGGAGGGUGUCAACCUCGGCACGCGCUUCAUGGCGACGGCCGAGGCGCCAAUCCACGACAACAUCAAGAAGGCGCUGGUGGCGGGAGACGAGAACUCGACGCAGCUCGUGAUGCGCAGCCUGAAGAACACGGAGCGCGUGUACAAGAACGCGGCGUCGGACGAGGUGCUGCGCAUCGAGGCGGAGCACCCGGGGCAGAUCGACAAGAUCUACCACAUUGUCAAGGGCGAAAACUACCGCGCAAGCUUCCAGGAGACGGGCGACGCGCAGUCCUCGGUGUGGUCGUGCGGGCCGGUCAUGGGCCUGAUCGAGUCGGUGCCGACGUGCGACGAGCUCGUGCGCGGGAUGGUGAGCGAAGCCGAGGCCGUCAUCCAGGGGAGGCUCGCGGAGAUGUGCCGAUAGCAGACUCUUUUGACCGGGGGCGUCCGCGUGGCUGGUUUUAUUUAUUGCUGGCACGUAAAAAAU
Messenger RNA from Emiliania huxleyi CCMP1516, 1062 nucleotides. RefSeq lists its product as hypothetical. The transcript is spliced from 7 exons. Gene Ontology annotation, molecular function: nitronate monooxygenase activity. NCBI's taxonomy places the organism in Eukaryota, Haptophyta, Isochrysidales, Noelaerhabdaceae. The coding region runs from base 1 to 999 and encodes 332 amino acids. The record is from RefSeq and is a predicted model, not a curated record.